Molecule: messenger RNA, 1748 nt
Organism: Cydia strobilella
Lineage: Eukaryota; Metazoa; Arthropoda; Insecta; Lepidoptera; Tortricidae
Gene: AP-2mu
Product: AP-2 complex subunit mu
Exons: 11
Coding region: 167-1498 (443 amino acids)
Biological process (GO): clathrin-dependent endocytosis; intracellular protein transport
Cellular component (GO): AP-2 adaptor complex; cytoplasmic vesicle
Molecular function (GO): clathrin-cargo adaptor activity
Source: RefSeq, a predicted model, not a curated record
GUAUUGACGUUUCAUUUUUGGGGGCGGGCAUCAUCUUCGAUUGACCGAAAUAAUAUAUAAUUUUAUUAAAAAUGCUGUAAUUCGCCAAUCCUUAUUAGUAUUUAGUCAGCUAUUUAAAUACUAACACCUCAUGUUUGCAUCCAAAGGAUAGCAGGGUACAAUCAAGAUGAUCGGUGGGUUGUUCGUGUACAACCACAAGGGCGAGGUGCUGAUCUCGCGGGUAUACCGCGAUGACAUCGGGAGGAACGCCGUGGACGCGUUCCGGGUGAACGUGAUUCACGCCCGGCAGCAGGUCCGCUCGCCCGUCACCAACAUUGCGAGAACCUCGUUCUUUCACAUCAAGCGAGCCAACAUAUGGCUGGCAGCAGUGACGAAGCAAAAUGUAAAUGCCGCCAUGGUGUUCGAGUUCCUCCUGAAGAUCAUUGAUGUGAUGCAGUCCUACUUCGGCAAGAUCUCUGAAGAAAACAUCAAGAACAACUUUGUUCUUAUCUAUGAACUGCUUGAUGAGAUCCUGGACUUCGGAUACCCUCAGAACUCAGACACGGGAGUGCUAAAGACAUUCAUCACUCAACAGGGCAUUAAGUCUGCCUCUAAGGAAGAACAAGCUCAAAUCACCUCCCAGGUGACGGGCCAAAUCGGAUGGAGGCGCGAGGGCAUCAAAUACAGACGCAAUGAGCUCUUCCUUGAUGUGCUGGAAUACGUCAACCUCCUCAUGUCGCCUCAAGGGCAAGUACUAUCAGCUCACGUUGCUGGCAAAGUGGUGAUGAAGUCGUACCUGUCGGGCAUGCCCGAGUGCAAGUUCGGCAUCAACGACAAAAUCGUCAUGGAGGCCAAGGGCAAGGGGAGUGACUUCUCAGGUGGCAUCUCCGGCAACACGGACAGCGACCCGGCGCGCUCCGGCAAGCCGGUGGUCGUCAUCGACGACUGCCAGUUCCACCAGUGCGUCAAGCUCAGCAAGUUCGAGACCGAGCACAGCAUCUCCUUCAUACCUCCUGAUGGGGAGUUUGAACUCAUGAGAUACCGCACGACAAAAGACAUCUCGCUGCCUUUCCGCGUGAUUCCCCUCGUGCGCGAAGUGGGCCGCACCAAGAUGGAAGUCAAGGUGGUCCUCAAGAGCAACUUCAAGCCUUCGCUGCUCGGACAGAAGAUCGAAGUCAAGAUACCGACCCCACUCAACACCAGCGGCGUGCAGCUGAUCUGCCUCAAGGGGAAGGCUAAGUAUAAGGCAUCUGAGAACGCGAUAGUAUGGAAGAUCAAGCGCAUGGCGGGCAUGAAGGAGACGCAGCUGUCGGCCGAGAUCGAGCUGCUGGAGACGGACACCAAGAAGAAGUGGACGCGCCCGCCCAUCUCCAUGGGCUUCGAGGUGCCCUUCGCGCCCUCGGGCUUCAAGGUCCGCUACUUAAAAGUGUUCGAGCCCAAACUGAACUACUCGGACCACGACGUGAUCAAAUGGGUGCGCUACAUCGGCCGCUCCGGCCUCUACGAGACCAGAUGCUAGACUACUGAUUAAUUUCUUGAAUCGGACUCGAAGCUACAAAAAGGCGCGUUAGAUAUUGUUUAUACUUAAUGUUAACCGGGCCAGCGAGAUUAAAUCAACUCUAUGGCCAUUGAGUUAAAGUAGGAAGUCGCUCAAACAUUGUACGUAAUCUGUUAAGGGCAUUGUUUUGGACUGAAACUAGCCAGCAAACAAUUGGACCAUGAAAUGAUGCCCUUAUCAGAAUAUACAAGUUGUAACUGUGAAAAAGACA